AUGUCGGACCUCCUCUCGUCGUACAGCUCGGACCUGAGCACGCUGGUGUCGUCGGUACGCUCCAAGGUCGACUCGCUGCCCGCCGGUGGCGAGCCUCGCAAGGCCUCGCUGCGCCGGCUCGACAUGGAGCUGGAAGAGUGCGGCGAGAUCCUGUCGCAGAUGGAGCUCGAGAUAUCCUCGUUCCCGCAGUCGGUGCGGUCGCGGUACAUGGUCGAGCUGCGGGGCCAAAAGGGCGAGGUCGAGGCGCUCAAGCGCGAGGUCAAGAGCGCCUUCAACGCCACCUCGGGCGGCGGCGGCGGCGGGUACAAUGUUGCGCUGGAAGAAGGCAACGGGGGCGAUCUGGAGGCGCAGAGCACGAGGAGCCAGAGGGAGCGGCUGCUCCAGGGGACGGCCACGCUCGAGGACGGAACGAGACGGCUCGAGGAGAGCCAGCGGCUGGCGCUCGAGACCGAGGACAUGGGCGCCGACAUCCUGAGGGAUCUGCGGGGUCAGAGGGAGCAGAUUGAGCACUCGAGAGAUACGCUGAGGCAAGCCGAUGCCAACAUUGACCGGUCGUCUCGGACGCUGAGCAAGAUGAUCCGAAGGGCCAAGCAGCAGAAACUGGUCACCAUGGGCAUCGUGACGGUGCUGGUGCUGCUGAUCCUGUUGAUCCUCUACUCGAAGUUCUGA
Molecule: messenger RNA, 669 nt
Organism: Pseudozyma flocculosa PF-1
Lineage: Eukaryota; Fungi; Basidiomycota; Ustilaginomycetes; Ustilaginales; Ustilaginaceae
Exons: 3
Coding region: 1-669 (222 amino acids)
Biological process (GO): vesicle fusion with Golgi apparatus; intra-Golgi vesicle-mediated transport; Golgi to vacuole transport
Cellular component (GO): endoplasmic reticulum membrane; Golgi apparatus; late endosome membrane
Molecular function (GO): SNAP receptor activity; SNARE binding
Source: RefSeq, a predicted model, not a curated record